Ochotona princeps (American pika) is the source of this 7127-nucleotide messenger RNA. It is a transcript of the gene POLE, whose product is annotated as DNA polymerase epsilon, catalytic subunit. Gene Ontology annotation, molecular function: DNA-directed DNA polymerase activity; single-stranded DNA 3'-5' DNA exonuclease activity; zinc ion binding. Gene Ontology annotation, cellular component: nucleus; epsilon DNA polymerase complex. Bases 65 to 6907 code for a protein of 2280 amino acids. Gene Ontology annotation, biological process: base-excision repair, gap-filling; nucleotide-excision repair, DNA gap filling; DNA replication. The transcript has 48 exons. The record is from RefSeq and is a predicted model, not a curated record. Lineage: Eukaryota; Metazoa; Chordata; Mammalia; Lagomorpha; Ochotonidae.
CUCGCGAGAGCAGGUGGGAGCGCGCCAAAUUUCUCCGGGGAAGCUGAGGAGAUCUGGCGGCGCGAUGGUGCUGAGCAACACCGGGCGGCGGCACGCGGAGCCGGGCGCGGACGCCGAGGCCAGUCGGGAUGAUGGCCCCUCUUCCUCAGUCUCAGCAGUUAAGCGCCUGGAGCGAAGUCAGUGGACGGAUAAGAUGGACUUGCGGUUUGGAUUUGAGAGGUUGAAAGAGCCUGGUGAGAAGACGGGCUGGCUCAUCAACAUGCACCCUACUGAAAUCUUAGAUGAAGAUAAACGCUUAAUCAGUGCGGUGGAUUACUACUUUAUUCAAGAUGAUGGGAGCAGAUUUAAGGUGGCAUUGCCUUACAAACCUUACUUCUACAUUGCAACCAGAAAGGGUUGUGAGCGAGAAGUUUCUUCCUUUCUCUCCAAGAAGUUUCAGGGUAAAAUUGCAAAAAUAGAGACUGUGCCUAAGGAGGAUCUGGACUUGCCAAAUCACUUAGUGGGUUUGAAGCGAAAUUAUAUCAAACUCUCCUUCCACACUGUGGAGGAUCUUGUUAAAGUGAGGAAGGAGAUAUCCCCUGCUGUGAAGAAGAACCGGGAGCUGGACCACGCAAGCAAUGCAUACACAGCUAUGCUAUCCAGUGUGUUGCAGGGGGGUGGUGUGAUUACUGAUGAAGAGGAAGCCUCUAAGAAGAUAGCCAACCAACUGGACAACAUAGUGGACAUGCGGGAGUAUGACGUCCCCUAUCAUAUCCGCCUCUCCAUUGACCUCAAAAUACACGUGGCCCAUUGGUAUAACGUCAGAUUCCGAGGAAACGCUUUUCCAGUGGAAAUUGCCCGCCGAGAUGACCUUGUUGAACGACCUGACCCUGUGGUUCUGGCAUUUGACAUCGAGACGACCAAACUACCCCUCAAAUUUCCUGAUGCUGAGACGGACCAGAUCAUGAUGAUUUCUUACAUGAUUGAUGGCCAGGGCUACCUCAUCACCAACAGGGAGAUUGUUUCAGAAGACAUUGAAGACUUCGAGUUUACCCCCAAGCAAGAAUAUGAGGGGCCCUUUUGUGUCUUCAAUGAACCUGAUGAGGUUCAUCUGAUCCAGAGGUGGUUUGAACAUAUCCAGGAAACCAAACCCAGCAUCAUGGUCACCUACAAUGGAGACUUCUUUGAUUGGCCAUUUGUGGAGGCCAGGGCAGCAGUCCAUGGCCUGAGCAUGUAUCAGGAGAUCGGCUUCCAGAAGGACAACCAGGGGGAGUACAAGGCGCCCCAGUGCAUCCACAUGGAUUGUCUCAGGUGGGUGAAGAGAGACAGCUAUCUUCCUGUGGGCAGUCAUAAUCUUAAGGCAGCUGCUAAGGCCAAGCUGGGCUAUGACCCUGUAGAGCUGGACCCUGAGGACAUGUGCCGAAUGGCCACUGAGCAACCCCAGACUCUGGCUACAUAUUCAGUGUCAGAUGCUGUUGCUACUUACUACCUGUACAUGAAGUAUGUCCACCCUUUCAUAUUUGCCCUCUGCACCAUUAUUCCCAUGGAGCCCGAUGAGGUGCUGCGGAAGGGCUCUGGCACGCUGUGCGAGGCCUUGCUGAUGGUGCAGGCCUACCAUGCCAACAUCAUCUUCCCCAACAAGCAGGAGCAAGAGUUCAACAAGCUGACAGAUGAUGGCCAUGUCCUGGAUGCUGAGACCUACGUUGGGGGGCAUGUGGAGGCACUGGAAUCUGGGGUCUUCCGAAGUGACAUCCCCUGCCGGUUUAGGAUGAAUCCUGCCGCCUUUGACUCCCUGCUGCAGCGAGUUGAGAAGACCUUGCGUCAUGCCAUUGAAGAAGAGGAGAAGGUGCCAAUGGAGCAAGUAACCAACUUCCAGGAGGUGUGUGAUCAGAUUAAGACCAAGCUUAGCUCCCUGAAAGAUGUCCCUAACCGAAUCGAGUGUCCCCUUAUCUACCACCUGGAUGUGGGAGCAAUGUACCCCAACAUUAUCCUGACAAACCGCCUACAGCCCUCAGCCAUGGUGGAUGAGGCCACCUGUGCUGCAUGUGACUUCAACAAGCCUGGAGCCAACUGCCAGAGGAAGAUGGCUUGGCAGUGGAGGGGCGAGUUUAUGCCUGCCAGUCGCAGUGAAUAUCAUCGGAUUCAGCACCAGUUGGAGUCAGAAAAGUUUCCCCCCUUGUUCCCAGAGGGACCCGCUCGAGCCUUUCACGAACUGUCACGUGAGGAACAAGCUAAAUAUGAGAAGAGGAGGCUGGCAGAUUACUGCCGGAAAGCCUACAAAAAGAUCCACAUCACUAAGGUGGAGGAGCGCCUCACCACCAUCUGCCAACGGGAGAACUCCUUCUACGUGGACACAGUGCGAGCCUUUCGGGACAGGCGCUACGAGUUCAAAGGGCUUCACAAGGUGUGGAAAAAGAAGCUUUCAGCAGCUGUGGAGGUGGGUGACGCAGCUGAGGUGAAGCGCUGCAAGAACAUGGAGGUGCUGUAUGACUCCCUGCAGCUGGCCCACAAGUGCAUCCUCAACUCCUUCUACGGCUAUGUUAUGCGCAAAGGAGCUCGCUGGUACUCCAUGGAGAUGGCUGGCAUCGUCUGUUUCACAGGGGCCAACCUCAUCACUCAGGCCCGGGAGCUCAUUGAGCAGAUCGGGAGGCCCUUGGAACUGGACACAGAUGGAAUAUGGUGUGUCCUGCCGAAUAGCUUCCCAGAAAAUUUUGUCAUCAAGACGACUAAUGCGAAGAAGCCCAAGGUGACCAUUUCCUACCCUGGAGCCAUGUUGAACAUCAUGGUCAAGGAAGGUUUCACCAAUCACCAGUACCAGGAGCUGGCAGAACCUUCCUCCCUCACCUAUGUCACCCGCUCAGAGAACAGCAUCUUUUUUGAGGUUGAUGGGCCCUACCUCGCCAUGAUCCUUCCAGCCUCCAAGGAAGAAGGCAAGAAACUGAAGAAGAGGUAUGCUGUGUUCAAUGAAGAUGGAUCUCUGGCUGAGCUAAAGGGCUUUGAGGUGAAACGCCGUGGGGAGCUGCAGCUGAUUAAAAUCUUCCAGUCCUCGGUAUUUGAGGCCUUCCUCAAGGGUAGCACGCUGGAGGAGGUAUACGGUUCUGUUGCCAAGGUGGCCGACUACUGGCUGGAUGUGCUGUACAGUAAGGCUGCCAACAUGCCAGAUUCUGAGCUGUUCGAGCUCAUCUCCGAGAACCGGUCCAUGUCACGGAAGCUGGAAGACUACGGGGAGCAGAAGUCCACGUCCAUCAGCACUGCCAAGCGCCUGGCCGAGUUCCUGGGAGACCAGAUGGUCAAGGACGCGGGCCUCAGCUGCCGCUAUAUCAUCUCCCGAAAGCCCGAGGGCUCUCCUGUCACUGAGAGGGCCAUCCCACUUGCCAUUUUCCAAGCAGAGCCUACAGUAAGGAAGCACUUUCUCCGGAAAUGGCUUAAGAGCUCGUCUCUUCAGGACUUUGAUAUUCGGACAAUCCUUGACUGGGACUACUACAUCGAACGGCUGGGCAGUGCCAUCCAGAAGAUCAUCACCAUCCCCGCCGCUCUGCAGCAGGUGAAGAAUCCUGUGCCACGUGUGAAACACCCUGACUGGCUGCACAAAAAGCUGCUGGAGAAGACUGAUGUCUACAAGCAGAAGAAGAUCAGCGAGCUCUUCACUCUGGAGGGCAGGAGACAGGUUAUGUUGGCACAGGUCUCUGACAGCAGUCCAAGGCCAGACACUCCUGACAUGGAGGACUUUGGCCUCCAAAAAUUGCCCUCCUCAGUGGUCCCUGUUGCAACCAAGAGGAAGCGAAUCCUGUGGGAAAGCCAGGAGGAGUCUCAGGACCCAGCAUUGAUUGUGCCCUGGCAGGAGAUCUUGGGGCAGCCCCCUGCCCUUGGAAACACCCAGGAGGAGUGGCUGGUCUGGCUCGGCUUCCACAAGAAGAAGUGGCAACUGCAGGCCCGGCAGCGCAUGGCUCGCAGAAAGAAGCGGCGUUUAGAGCCAGAGCAGGGUACUUCGAGGCCUGUGGCUGUUCGAGACGGGCCUGCCACGGGGCUGGGGAGCUUCUUGCGAAGAACUGCCCGCAGUGUGCUGGACCUUCCGUGGCAGAUUGUGCAGAUCAGUGAGACCAGCCAGGCUGGCUUCUUCAGGCUGUGGGCCAUCAUUGGCAGUGACUUGCACUGCAUCAAGCUGAAUAUUUCCCGUGUGUUCUAUGUGAACCAGCGAGUGGCCAAAGCAGAGGAGGGGCCUUCGUAUCGAAAGGUGAAUCGAUUCCUUCCUCGUUCCAACAUGGUCUACAAUCUCUAUGAGUACUCAGUGCCAGAGGAGCUGUACCAAGAACACAUCAACGAAAUCAAUACCGAGCUGUCAGCACCAGAUAUUGAGGGUGUCUACGAGACUCAGGUUCCUUUGUUGUUCCGAGCCAUUGUGCAGCUGGGCUGUGUGUGUGUCGUCAACAAGCAGCUGGCAAGGCACCUGUCAGGCUGGGAAACCGAAACCUUUGCUCUGGAGCACCUGGAAAUGCGUUCUCUAGCUCAAUUCAGCUACCUGGAGCCAGGGAGCAUCCGCCACAUCUACCUGUACCACCGCUCACAGGGCCACAAAGCACUCUUUGGGAUCUUCAUCCCCUCACAGCGCAGAGCGUCUGUAUUUGUGCUGGACACGGUGCGCAGCAACCAAAUGCCCAAUCUCAGUGCGCUCUACUCAGCGGAGCACAGCCUCCUGCUGGAGAAGGUGGGCCCCGAUCUCCUGCCACCCCCAAAACAUACCUUUGAAGUGCGCGCAGAGACAGACCUGAAGACCAUCUGCAGAGCCAUACAGCGUUUUCUGCUCGCCUACAAGGAAGAGCGUCGAGGGCCUACCCUAGUGGCCAUCCAGUCCAGCUGGGAACUGAAGCGGCUAGUAGGUGAGAUUCCUAUCUUGGAGGAAUUCCCACUGGUACCUGUACAUGUGGCUGACAAGAUCAGCUAUGGAGUCCUGGACUGGCAGCGGCAUGGAGCCCGACGAAUGAUCCGACACUACCUCAACCUCGACACGUGCUUGUCCCAGGCCUUUGAGAUGAGCAGGUACUUUCACAUUCCCAUUGGGAAUCUGCCAGAGGACAUCUCCACCUUUGGCUCUGACCUCUUCUUCGCACGCCACCUCCAGCGCCACAACCACCUGCUCUGGUUGUCUCCUACAGCCCGCCCUGACUUAGGCGGGAAGGAGGCUGACGACAGCCGCCUCGUCAUGGAGUUCGACGAUCAAGCCACAGUGGAGAUCAACAAUUCAGGCUGCUACUCCACGGUGUGUGUAGAGCUGGACAUGCAGAACCUGGCCGUCAACACCAUCCUUCAGUCUCACCACGUCAACGACAUGGAGGGGACUGACAGUGUGAGCGUCAGCUUCGAUGCAGUCGCCCAGGCCUCCCUUGAGGAAAUGGUCACAGGCAUUCAAGCCACCAGCACCCCAGCCAGCUAUGAUGAGACUGCUCUCCGCCCCAGCACAUUCAGGAUUCUGAAGAGCAUGGUGGUGGGCUGGGUCAAGGAGAUCACGCAGUACCACAAUGUGUACGCGGACAACCAGGUCAUGCACUUUUACCGCUGGAUCCGGUCACCGUCAUCCCUGCUCCAUGACCCUGCUCUUCACCGGACUCUGCACAACAUGAUGAAGAAGCUUUUCCUGCAGCUCAUCUCUGAGUUCAAGCGCCUGGGGUCUUCAGUUGUCUAUGCCAACUUCAACCGCAUCAUCCUCUGUACAAAAAAGCGCCGGAUUGAAGAUGCUAUUGCCUACAUAGAGUACAUCACCAACAGUAUCCACUCCAAAGAAAUCUUCCAUUCCCUGACAAUUUCCUUCUCACGGUGCUGGGAAUUUCUUCUCUGGAUGGAUCCGUCCAACUAUGGUGGAAUCAAGGGCAAAGUGUCCUCCCGUGUUCACUGUGGACAGGAAGAUCCUCAGGAAGGAGAGGCAGUGGAGGAUGACGAGGAGGAAGAUUCAGAGGAGGACGAUGUGGAGGAGUCCCAGUCCGAUGUGGAGGACUUACUAGAAAACAACUGGAAUAUCCUGCAGUUCUUGCCCCAGGCAGCCUCCUGCCAAAGCUACUUCCUCAUGAUUGUUUCAGCAUACAUUGUGGCUGUGUACCACAGCAUGAAGGACGAGCUGAGGCGCACUGCCCCAGGGAGCACCCCUGUGAAGAAGAGAAACUCCAGCCAGCUCUCCCAGGAAGCUGAAGGGGCAGCUGGAGCCCUUCCUGGAAUGAUUACCUUCUCUCAGGAUUAUGUGGCAAAUGAGCUGACUCAGAGCUUUUUCACCAUAACCCAGAAAAUCCAGAAGAAAGUCACAGGAUCUCGGAACUCGACAGAGCCUUCAGACAUGUUCCCUGUGCUCCCUGGUUCUCAUUUGGUGCUCAGCAAUCCUGCUCUGGAGUUCAUCAAAUGCGUAUGCAAGGUCCUGUCCCUGGACACCAACAUCACUAACCAGGUGAAUAAGCUGAACCGAGACCUACUGCGCCUGGUAGGUGUCGGCGAGUUCUCCGAGGAGGCCCAGUUCAGAGACCCCUGCCGCUCCUAUGUGCUCGCGGAGGUCAUCUGCCGCAGCUGUAAUUUCUGCCGGGACUUGGACUUGUGCAAAGACUCUGCCUUCUCUCAGGAUGGGGCCAUCUUGCCUCAGUGGCUCUGCUCCAACUGUCAGGCCGCCUAUGACUCAUCUGUCAUCGAGAUGGCCCUGGUGGAGGCCCUGCAGAGGAAGCUGAUGGCCUUCACCCUGCAGGACCUGGUCUGUGUGAAGUGCCGUGGAGUGAAGGAGACCCACAUGCCCGUGUACUGCAGCUGCGCUGGAGACUUCUCCCUCACCAUCCGCACUCAGAUCUUCAUGGAGCAGAUUGGAAUCUUCCAGAACAUUGCCCAGCACUAUGGCAUGUCGUAUCUCAUGGAAACCUUGGAGUGGCUGAUGCAGAAAAGCCCUCAGCUAGGCCCCUAGUAAACCAGAAACCCCCUGCUCCAGAACUCUGUCCCCGGCCCCAAGGAACCCCAUCACCACCCCAUCUCUCCACCACAGACCAAGGGAGUGGGGUUAACCUAGGUGGCACCACCGGACAGGAGUGGGAAAUGGCUCCACCCUACCAUGCACCUCCUAAAGUAGCUGUGGGCUCCCUACAUCAUUUCCCAUCAAUAAAUGUGUUUCAUGUUUUGCACUUUGA